GAAAAGUAAUUCAAGGAAAAACGAAAUAGUCCACUAAACUAAUGUAUGUUAGUUAGUGUAUGAUGUUUGAAAACUGAAAUCAUUAAAAAUGAAAGUUUUUUUAACUUUUCGAAUAUUUCUUUGCAUUUUAAUUUUAAAGGAAACUUGCCCACAACAUUUCAGAGAGAAUGUUACCGUGACAGACUUGUAUUUAAUAAGUGAAAAUAUUGUUCCAAUGAAAAGGGUUCUGGAUAGAGGCCCUUACUUUGAUACUUCAGCUACUAAAAACGUGACAUCCUUAGUUGGCAUAACAGGACACCUAAAUUGUCGCAUUAAAAAUCUUGGAAACAAAACGGUGUCAUGGAUACGGCAUAGGGACUUGCAUCUGCUUACUGUAUCUGAAAGCACUUACACUUCGGAUCAGCGUUUUACUUCCAUUUACAAUAAGCAAACUGGAGAUUGGUCCUUACAGAUAAAGUUUCCUCAACUAAGAGAUUCGGGAAUCUACGAAUGUCAAGUAUCCACAACACCACCAGUGGGAUAUACCAUGGUAUUUUCAGUCGUAGAGCCUAUUACUAGUAUCCUUGGCGGUCCAGAGAUUUACAUUGAUUUGGGAUCAACGGUUAAUUUAACAUGCGUGAUAAAACAUUUGCCGGACCCGCCAAUUUCAGUGCAGUGGAAUCAUAACAAUCAGGAAAUUAACUAUGAUUCACCAAGAGGGGGAGUUUCAGUAAUAACUGAAAAAGGAGACAUAACAACGUCGUAUCUGUUGAUUCAACGAGCAAGCAUUGCUGACUCAGGGCAAUAUACUUGCUUACCGUCUAAUGCAAACUCCAAGUCCGUAAAUGUUCAUAUUUUAAAGGGUGAUCACCCAGCAGCAGUUCAAAAAUCCCACUUACUGGUAUCGGAACUUUUAAGUCUGUGUUUUCUUCAGAUUUGUUUAAAUUUAUCAACUUAAUAAUUACUUCUUAAUUGCAAAUAAAACUAUAUUUCCAAAUAAAAAUUUUAAAUUCU
Molecule: messenger RNA, 993 nt
Organism: Drosophila melanogaster (fruit fly)
Lineage: Eukaryota; Metazoa; Arthropoda; Insecta; Diptera; Drosophilidae
Gene: dpr21
Product: defective proboscis extension response 21
Exons: 7
Coding region: 89-937 (282 amino acids)
Source: RefSeq, marked reviewed